ACAUCUCCAGAAGUUAUUAUGCAACACCAGCCAACUGUAUAUAAGGCCCCGACUAUGACAGAACACCAGAGGAUCUCUGUGAGCUCUCCACUUUGUUUUAAACAGAAUGCUGCGGUACGUUGUAGCCCUCUGUCUCCUGGCUUUGGCCUGGGCGCAGGACUGCCAGGUGGCCAACUUCCAGGUCGUGCAAAACUUUGACAAGACAAGGUAUGCAGGGACAUGGUACGCCGUAGCAAAGAAGGACCCAGAGGGUUUGUUCUUAAUCGACAAUGUCGUGGCCCAGUUUGUUGUCGACGAGGACAGCAAAAUGACCGCCACCGCUAAAGGCAGAGUCAUCAUCCUUAACAAUUGGGAACUGUGCGCUGACAUGGUGGCCACCUUUGAGGAAACUGCCGACCCUGCCAAGUUCAGGAUGAAGUACUGGGGAGUUUCAUCCUACCUGCAGUCUGGAAAUGAUGACCACUGGGUGAUCGACACUGACUAUGAUAACUACGCCGUCCACUACUCCUGCAGACUAGUAGACUCUGACGGCACUUGCCUGGACAGCUACUCCUUCAUAUUCUCUCGUCACGUGACGGGUCUGAGGCCUGAGGACCAGGUCAAAGUCACCCAGAAAAAGAUGGACAUCUGCCUGCUGGGCAAAUACAGACGUGUUGCACACACUGGCUUCUGCCAAAGCAGCUGAUCUGAUGACAGUCAGAGAACUUCUUUCUGAAGCACCAACCUCGGAUUGUGCGCCCCUCCCCCCCUGCUUGUCUUGGACUAACUCCCACCAGAGUUUUCCCUCCUGUCUCUGUCUUAGCAGAGAAAGCAGCUCAUACCUCUUUUAAAAUAAAUUAAAAGUGGCAAACUAUAAACUCACAUUCACAUGCUGUAAGUAGAAAGAAAAGACGACUGUUGGGGCUGGUUUGUUGACACAUUCCCAAAAUAUCCCCAGAAGUAAAGGAGAUUCUGGUUUUUUAACAUUUUAGUCCUCAUCCUCAACAUCUGUCAUGUUUUUUUGUGGUACAGGAGCUUCAGAACAUAUCAGCCUCUCUCAUGGAAACCAGUGGAACUUGCUCGCUGGUUCCAGUGAGAAAACUACACAUACCAGCUCAGUCAAUUUUUUUUGGAGCUUUUCAGGACAAUGUGUCAAAAAAUCAGUUGUGCAAAUCUUGUUAAAGUGAAGCUGAACUCGCAUCACUGCAACUCUGGACUGUUAACACCAUGUUUACCACACAACCAAGUUCACAAGUCACUGACUUUGCUUUUACACUGAAGGACUGACAGUAUCUUGUAGCACAUAAGUAGAUAUUGUUUAUAAACCUUAACACAAACAUAUUAGGUCAUGUGCCAUAUAGGAACACUAGUUUGGUUGUUAUUUGAUUGUAUGAUGUAUACUUCUUGAUCCAGUUUUGAAAUAAAACAUUCAUACCGUG
Molecule: messenger RNA, 1418 nt
Organism: Epinephelus lanceolatus (giant grouper)
Lineage: Eukaryota; Metazoa; Chordata; Actinopteri; Perciformes; Serranidae
Gene: rbp4
Product: retinol binding protein 4, plasma
Biological process (GO): retinol transport
Molecular function (GO): retinol transmembrane transporter activity; retinol binding
Source: RefSeq, a predicted model, not a curated record